This is a messenger RNA of Salvia hispanica, 2566 nucleotides long. The record is from RefSeq and is a predicted model, not a curated record. Lineage: Eukaryota; Viridiplantae; Streptophyta; Magnoliopsida; Lamiales; Lamiaceae.
UAAUGCAUAAGCCGAGAAGAAAUGUGAUUCCUCAACGAGAGACUCCAAAAGAAUCAAGUAUAAAACCACAAUCAAUAUUUGAACCCAAAAAAUGCAAAGAGGAUAUCCUGCAGAGUCGGAGGAUACAAUUGCGACGAUGUGCCAAUAAUGACGAUGUUUCAAUAACUCCACCUUCAGAAGGGGUUACCACUCUAAAUGCACAUGAUGUAGACCAACCUACUAGGCCUCAGAUCAAUGAUGCAGUUGCUUCGUUGAGACCAGUCCCUGGGAAUGCUCAAGGGGAAGUACAGAGGAAGGUUCAUUUUUCUAGAAAUGACAUUGCCACAUCUCGUGGGGCUGAUGAUCAAAUGGCUACCGGAACAGGUGAUUUGUUGUCUCAUAUGGAUUCACUUGCAUUGACAGAAACAGAGACGGGUAUGGGUAAUCAAGUGGAUGCUUCAGCUGCUGUCAAUCAGGACUGGAGAAACCAUAAUUUUCAAAGCAUAGAAAUGGAAAACAGUCUUAGGUCUGAGGGAGGUAUUUCUUCUAUAUUGACUGGAGGGACAAUAGGUGUUCGUGAUCAGCUCCAUCAGUUUGGAAACUUUUUACAUAAUGAUUUAAAUAAUGCCAUCACACAGUCUUCAGUGAUCGGAUCAUCUUGUGUUACUUCAACGCUGAUGAACUCAAGCUCUUCUCCUAUGAUUAGUUCAACAACUUAUUGCUCGCAAUCUCAAGCAGGCAGUGCUCAGUUGGGCACUGGGCCAGCUGAAGAAGCUGAAGGUCAAAUGGACGUUGUGCAGCCAUCAUGUUCUUUAUCCAAGAACUCUGGUGGAGAAUCAGCUCCUCAAUCAGCCGUGACCUCACAAGCUAUCAGCUCUGCUCUUGCAACAGCAAUGGAAGUCAAUAAAUCAUCUGGUUCAUGUAAGGAGUUACACACUAGUUUGCCACAUGAUUAUAGUAUUGCUAAAGAUUCUGCACAAUUGGACAACAGCUAUCCAGUCAAAGGAGAUAUUCCCAAUGUAAAAUCUCAACAUCAACCAUCAGAUGUUCCUCUAUCAGAUAAAAAAUUGGAAAAUUCUAAGUCAGAGAAACCAGGAAGAGAGGCUACUGGUAAAGCAACAUCAACUUCUCGUAAGAAGGGUUAUGAUCCUGACUUAUUUUUCAAAGUUAAUGGAAAGCUCUAUCAAAGACUUGGCAAGAUAGGUAGUGGUGGAAGUAGUGAGGUCCACAAAGUUAUAUCAUCCGAUAGCACAAUUUAUGCCUUGAAGAGGAUAAAACUUAAAGGCCGUGACUAUGCCACUGCAUUUGGAUUCUGCCAAGAGAUAGAGUACCUAACCAUACUGAGGGGAAAGAACAACAUCAUUCAGCUGAUUGAUUAUGAGGUGACAGAUAAGACUUUACUCAGGGAAGUGAUGCAUGGUUCAAUAAGCAAUAAGGAAGCCAGGGUUAGAGAUGAUGGGUUUAUAUACAUGGUACUUGAGUAUGGAGAAAUUGAUUUAGCCCACAUGCUAGCUCAAAAAUGGAAGGAACUGGAUGGUUCUAAUGCAACUAUAGAUGAGAACUGGCUCCGAUUUUAUUGGCAGCAAAUACUUCAAGCAGUAAACACUAUUCAUGAGGAGCGUAUCGUGCAUUCUGAUCUGAAGCCAGCUAAUUUUCUUCUGGUGAGAGGUUUCCUGAAGCUAAUAGAUUUUGGGAUUGCCAAGGCUAUAAUGAGUGACACGACAAACAUUCAACGGGACUCGCAGGUCGGGACUCUAAGUUACAUGUCUCCAGAAGCAUAUAUGUGUAAUGAGACAGAUGCUAACGGAAACACAAUAAAAUGUGGCCGUUCUUCUGAUAUCUGGUCCCUUGGUUGCAUCCUCUACCAAAUGGUCUAUGGAUGAACACCUUUUGCAAAAUACGAAACUUUCUGGGCAAAAUUCAAAGUCAUUACUAAUCCGAAUCAUGAGAUCAUAUAUGAACCUCUCCCCAACCCAUGGCUUCUGGAUCUCUUGAAGAAAUGUCUUGCUUGGGACCGGAAUGAGCGUUGGAGGAUUCCUCAACUACUCCAACACCCUUUUCUCGUUCCUCCUGUUCCACCUAAAUCACCUAGCCCUCCUGACCAACUUUGUACAUUGCUUCAACUAAUUGCCGAAUCAACCGCAGACGAUCAAAAGGGUGCGCUGCUAUGCUCUCAACUUCACGGCAUGCUAACGGGCCCAAGAGCGUCUGUAUCAAGGGACCAGUUGCGCAAGUUUUUGCAAAUCCUCAACCGUUUGCUUUGAGCUCUGGGAACAGUUAGCUAGCUCGCGAAGAAACUUGAAGACCAGAUCAAUGCUUCAUUUUCUUGAAAAGAUUUAGAGUUGUUUAUUUCUGUGACAAUCUUAUUGUGGUUUAGGUUCCCUUGUUAAGCUUUAUUCAUUUGUGGAAAGAGUUGGCCUUGUAAUAUACAGAUAGAUAUGUGUAGAAUAUUUGGCAGUACUAAGAAAUGCCACCAUCUUCACAAACAUCCUUUCAUGUUGUAGCUACAGCUGUAAUAGCAUAUUUUGUUGGAUUCAGCUUUUGAAGCAAAAUUUUCUGAACCUAUUUGAACUGAUCAACUUUAUCA